Morone saxatilis (striped sea-bass) is the source of this 835-nucleotide messenger RNA. Its product is annotated as anoctamin-1-like. The record is from RefSeq and is a predicted model, not a curated record. Gene Ontology annotation, molecular function: chloride channel activity. Gene Ontology annotation, cellular component: plasma membrane. Gene Ontology annotation, biological process: chloride transmembrane transport. NCBI's taxonomy places the organism in Eukaryota, Metazoa, Chordata, Actinopteri, Moronidae.
CCAGAAUGUUGUGAUGCUGAUGAGCGACAUUGUGGACUGGCUGAUUCCAGACAUCCCUAAAGACAUCAGCCUCCAGAUCCACAAGGAGAAGAUUCUCUUGGUGGAUCUCUUCAUGAAAGAAGAGCAAGGCAAGAUCCAUAUCCUUGAGAGCAGGUUGUCUACAGGGUGCAAGGAGAACUGCAGCAGGAGCGACAACAACAACAGCACAGCGGCUCACCCACGUUCCGGACUGCACACCAACAGCACUAAAAGCCUCUAAUGCUAGUAGCAAUGAAUUCUUAGUUCACUUUUGGAUAGCAAAUCCAAGCUUGCUAGCAGCCUGCUUGCUCAGGCCAACCUAAACUCUGUUUUUUUGUUCUUGUUCAGAACAUUCCAACAAUUGGGAGAGCAGCUGGCUGAUGAGGUGUGAGGAAAGUAAAGGUGAAUGUAUGGGGCCAGAUAUUGUGAAACUGUAUCUCAACCCAUAUGUGCGACAAACUUUGCAAAGGUUUCAAGAAUUUGAAACACAAAUCUGUAUGUGUACACUAGGGAUGGUAGGAUUCACUGAGUUGCAUCGGUGCACUGGCAUGAAAGCUCUAGAUGCAAUCACCCCAAUCAAAAAUUGUGCACCGAUUACGAUUGACCCUUCUUAAGCCCCGCCCCUUUUUGCAAUGUGCUCCAAUGAGUCAUGAGUUAAUUAUCAUGCCCAGUCCCAAAGCGUCUGUUUUUGAUGCCCUGGGAAUGAGACUCAGUAAACUACUAUCUCUCUUGGCUCUGAUUGGUUGUUUUCGUUCAGGCCCGGUGGAUUCUUGUAAAUACCAAUAGGAGCACUAGGAAGAGCCAGAGGAACCUGAUU